Prorocentrum cordatum is the source of this 157-nucleotide messenger RNA. The record is from the annotation of a GenBank genome assembly. NCBI's taxonomy places the organism in Eukaryota, Dinophyceae, Prorocentrales, Prorocentraceae.
GCUACGCUCUGCGGCUGGUGUUGCGCUGCGCGCGCGGUGACGUCCGCUGCCCCGCGCGCCUUUGCAGGCCCCUGCCAGCGUGGCCCUGCGACCUCUGGCGAGAGGGCGAGGCUGGUCGUGCGGCAGGCGGACGAACCAGAGCGCCGAAUCACCCCAG